This is a messenger RNA of Cornus florida, 1917 nucleotides long. RefSeq names its product putative pentatricopeptide repeat-containing protein At1g03510. Gene Ontology annotation, molecular function: protein binding; RNA binding. Lineage: Eukaryota; Viridiplantae; Streptophyta; Magnoliopsida; Cornales; Cornaceae. The coding region runs from base 190 to 1470 and encodes 426 amino acids. Gene Ontology annotation, biological process: RNA modification. The record is from RefSeq and is a predicted model, not a curated record. The transcript has a single exon.
UUUUUGGUCUUUUUCAAAGAUAAAUGUGUUGCUGUGAAAAAAAAAAAAAAAAAGAUGCAAAAGCGGAGGUCAAACAACAAGCCCUUCCGUAUUUAUAACUUAUAAGCAACAAUUGAACGUAUUCUGUAGCAGCAAAUAUGAACUGAAACAUUAAAAUGAUCCUUCCAACUCCAACGGCCAAAAACUACCAUGGGUUCAUACUCUUCAAACUAUCUCCGCUUGCUUUCUUACACUAAGCUCUUAACCUCUCACGUCAACCAAGGUCGCCAUGAGCAAGCCAUCUCUCUCUUCCAUCACAUUCACUCCACCCUAGCUCUCGACUCAUUCGUCUUCCCUCUUGCUCUCAAGUCCUGCGCCGCCAUCCACCGCCCUCAGCUCGGCACAGCCAUUCACGGACACGCAGCGAAAGCUUCUCUGCUCUCAAACCCAUUUGUCGCCUGCGCUCUUGUGGAUAUGUAUGGUAAAUGCGGCUCGCUUUCCCUGGCACGCAAACUGUUCGAUGAAAUUCCCGAGAGAAACGUUGUUGUGUGGAAUUCCAUGAUUUCGCUUUACACCCAUUCUAAUGAUUUGCCCAAGGCUUUGCAGUUGUUUGAAUGUAUCAAUGUUACACCAAACGCAUCGACAUUUAAUUCAAUUAUAGGCGGUUUAUCGGAAAUGGAAGAUGGGUCGUUUAAGGCUAUUAUGUUCUAUAGACGAAUGCAAAAUAUGGGAUUGAAGCCAAAUUUGAUUACAGUUCUUGCUUUGCUAUCCUCAUGUGUAGGCAUAGCAGCUUUGAAUUUGAUUAAAGAAAUUCAUGGUUACUCCAUUAGGAACGACAUUGAUCCUCACCCACAAUUGAGGAGUGGCUUAGUAGAAGCAUAUGGAAGAUGUGGGUGUCUUGAGAAUGCACGUUUUGUGUUUCAAAGUAUGAGGGAGAGGGAUGUAGUUGCGUGGAGCAGCUUGAUAUCAGCCUAUGCACUUCAUGGGGAGGCAAGGGCUGCUCUGGAAAUCUUUGGACAAAUGGAAUUGGCGGAAGUAAAGCCCGACGGGAUCACUUUUCUCGGGGUGUUGAAAGCUUGCAGCCAUUCAGGAUUUGCCGAUGAAGCCAGGAUGUACUUUGCUCGAAUGCGUGAUGAUUAUGGCGUGGAACCGAGCAGUAAUCACUAUUCGUGCUUGGUGGAUGUUUUGAGUAGAGCGGGAAGAUUAUACGAGGCAUAUGAAGUCAUACGAGAUAUGCCAGUGAAGGUAACUGCAAAAGCUUGGGGUGCCCUUCUUGGUGCUUGUAGUACUUAUGGGGAGUUGGAGCUUGCAGAGAUAGCCGGUAGAGCUUUGCUUGAGAUAGAGCCUGACAAUGCUGCCAAUUAUGUAUUGUUGGCUAGGAUUUAUGCAAGUGCAGGAAGACAUGAAGAAGCCCAGAGAAUGAGACGAGAAAUGGAGGAGAAGGGAGUGAAGACAGCACCAGGUAGUAGUUGGGUUAUAUAUCAAGAUUGAUGUUAAUAAUGGAGUGCUGCGUGAUUCCCGGGCAUGUGACAAUAACCUCGAAGAUACAUCUGGAGAUUGACAGUUCUGGUUUAUUAGUUGUGAUGAUCAAAGAGUUGGCAAAAGCCAAAACAUGAUCUAUAACAGUCACAGGAUUGAGAUGACUAUUAAGAGUGACUUGCUUGAAUGUGUCAUAUGGAACAAAUGUAUGAGUCAGUCUUUUGUGUUUGGAACAUGAGGCCCACUAAUCAAAUCUACAAUGCUGGAAAAAUUCAUUGGGGGAUUGUUUCUACCACUCUGGACAAUGUGAAGCAUUGUGACCCCUUAUUCUUGUACAGUGUGUAUUUGCGGUUUCAAAGCUAUUUGUCUUAUACCUACUAAUCUUUUAGGAGAUCAUUUUUGUACUACUAUUUGGAUUGUCAAAUAUUAUGAAUUUUUGAAAUGAAAUGCAUUCCCACU